Molecule: messenger RNA, 1860 nt
Organism: Ctenocephalides felis (cat flea)
Lineage: Eukaryota; Metazoa; Arthropoda; Insecta; Siphonaptera; Pulicidae
Gene: AQP
Product: aquaporin-11
Exons: 7
Coding region: 386-1183 (265 amino acids)
Cellular component (GO): cytoplasm
Molecular function (GO): channel activity
Source: RefSeq, a predicted model, not a curated record
UGUGCAGACUGCAGUGUCUGAUGUCCGUUUGUCUCGAAAGGAGUCUGGAGUCGAAAUGGAGAUCAAGGCUUGUUUACCAGCAUCACAUUUGUGCACCACGUGGCGAAACAGAUGGUUUGCAACAAAUCAAUAUGAAUACAUCACGUUGACCUGACCGUCAAAUUUGUGGCCAUCAUCAUGAUGAGAUCGUCUCCCGGGCGUCCGCUUGGCAAGCGUUUUACUCGCAAAGUGAAUUGAAAAGAUUUAGGCAAUGGAGGGAGACCGACCUCCAAAUGCAAAAUAGCGGCAUUCGUGGUCGGAAACGGGCCAUCAGUGUGAAAUAAAGAGAACUUAGUGCGAUAUAGGAUAUAACAUCACAAUUAGUGAAAUUGAUUUGAAGGGAAAAAUGUCGGAAACGAGCGAGGGCGUCCAUCCGUUGGUAUGGUCCGCGGGUUUCAUUGCCUUUACCCUCUUGUUGGCGCAAGUAUGCCGCAUGGCCGCCUCCAGGACGCAGCGCGGAAUGAUCCGAUCCUUGAUUUUGGAAGGAAUCGCCGCCGCUGAACUUUGUGCUUCCUGCUUCGAAUUGAUCAUAGUUGCCGACAACUACGGUGUAUCUAUGUACGCUAUUUUCCUGUUCGUCCUGACGAUAUGGUGGUCCAUGGUUUGGGGCGAUGCCACUGCCUGCCCGUAUACGCUUCUGGAAGAUGUCGUGGAAGACAAAGCUACAUUGCGCGAAGCUGUACUGAAAACUUGGGCACAACUAGUUGGCGGUUGUCUGAUAUUUCGUUAUGUACAAUUAUUUUGGUAUUUGGAGCUUUCUCCAACGCAUACAGGAAGAGCAUUUGAAAACUGCACGGCUGAUUUACAGGUAUCUCCUAUGCUAGGAACGGCAAUAGAAGGAAUUGCCACGUGCCUAUGCCGGCUGACGUCGAAAGUGAUCUCUCAUCACGAACCCAGAUUUGCCGCGGCCUUAGAUUCCUUUGUAGGAACGGCACUUGUUGUGGCUGCUUUUAAUUACUCGGGUGGAUAUUUCAAUCCAGUUCUAGCCACAUCUUUAAAAUUCGGCUGCAUGGGACAUUCCGCUUGGGAACACGUGAUUGUGUACUGGUUCGGUGCUUGCGCCGGAGCACUUGCAGCAGUUGCGUUGUGGAGGAUUCCCCAAAUUAGAAAUAGACUAAUCGGUUCGAAACUAAAAUCAGCGUAAUCAAAGCAUUAGUCAUAUUCGAUUCAAACAAAAUAUUAACAAAAAAUUAAGAAAAUAAUUUUUAUCGCCUUUUGUUUAUUAACAAUCCAGUACAUGAAAUCCUAUUGAAGUCACUGCGUGCUUUCUGUACACCUAAAAUAAUAGCUUUUCGUUAAGUCUUAACCACUUCGGUACGGCGACUUCUGUCCACGUACCGUAGCUCACAGCCGGCAUGCAUCAUUCGUGUGCUGCCUCGUUCAUAGACAAACCCUAUGGCGAUACUUAAAAAUACUGUCACGAGCAAUUGACGCUCGGCCAUACAUGCCCGUCACGUAAUAGUGACGCUUGGCUAUGUGGCCGUCAAGUAAACUUGCCGCUCGUACCAAAGUGGUUAUUGUAUAAAAUUGUAUUAUAUGUGACAUUGAUGUUACUAAUAGUAUUAUAAUUACUUACAAUAGUAAGCAAGCAGUUUCAUCCAAUAAGUUAUCGCUAUGACAAAACCUGCAUUAUAAGAAGUUCACUGAAGCUUUUUAAAAGUGAUUUUAUGAUAUUAAAAAAAUAACUUCAAUUUUAAAUAAAUUUUAAUAAUAAAUUACUACUUUCCUGCCAUUGUCUUCCGUCAUAAAGUAAAAAUCUAAAUACUACACGACAAUAAUUAUUAAUUUAGAAUAAAUGGUGAAAGAUUAAAUUACAUAAUA